ACUGACUUUCAUGCUAUUCUCAGAGUAAUGAGUUUGUCCUGAGGGUACUUACAGAAAGGUCAUAAUCAAGUUCAUUUAGUGUGGUGCAUAAAGUUGAUUUUAUAUUUUAGGGUUUCCUUUGUACCAUUGGAAGAACUGGCCAGAUGGUGGCAGUAACAGAAAUGUGAGGGCGUCAAAGUCAUUUUCAGUUUCAAUCUGCCCCACAGUAGUAAAAGUAUGUUGUUAAAUCAUGUAUUGACAGACAGAUGCUCUAAGACCUUGUUCCAAAGCAGGAUAUGUAUUCUAAUCAAUUGUCAUAGGGUUAUGAUUGUCACUGUAACUUUGUUAAACAUUACAACUUGGUUGGGAAAUGAUUUAAGUUUUUCUGUAGAAAAUGACUGACAUUUCCUGUUUUGGCCAAACUGUUAAUCUGCUCUGUAUGUAUGUGUGUGUGUGUGUGUGGGUGAGGGGUAAAGAAGGUGGGACAGGUGUGAAAAAAAUGUGGUUAGGUCUAUUAAUACAUACAUAUUGUUGUUGCUGAAUGAAUUGUCUCAGUCCUCUCAAGAUGUCCUCAGAUAUUUAUGCCAAACCAGAUUUCUCAAAGAAGGUGAGAUACAACAGAAAGGUGCAGGAGGACAACGUAGAGUGGGAAGAAAGAACGGUGGCUAUCUACGAGAGUACAGACGAUAUCAGAGAUGAUCACACUGAUCUUCAGUCACACGACGGAGGACCGCACACUGAGAAUCAUCCUCCAGCCGUCCAAAGCAGGCCUUUCAGAGCUGCUGCAUUUUGUCUUGGAGUGCUGUGCUUUCUGACCAUAACUGGAAUCAUCCUCCUAUACAUACUUUAUAUUUCAGUCACUUUGGAAAAAGACCAGCUGCAGACCAGAUACGACAAACUGAACAACAACUACAGCGAGCUGCAGGGACAAAUUUCAGGGAAGUGUUGUCCUGAAGGAUGGAAGAGAUUUGGAUGCAGCUGUUACUUUAAAUCCAAUGAGAAGAAAACUUGGUAUAACAGCAAAAGUGACUGUCAAAGUAGAGGAGCAGAUCUGGUGAUCAUAAACAACGAAGAGGAACAGAAAUAUGUCACUGAGCUGAACAAGGAUGGAGACUCCUGGAUUGGUCUACGGGCCACAGAACGGACAGGAGGGGAAUGGGUGGACGACUCGCCGCUGACACUAAAGUUCUGGGCAACAGGACACCCGCACAGCAACUAUUAUUACCCUGCAGCAUGCUGCGAUAAACAAGGAAAAUGGACAACGAGCGGAUAUGAUGAUCAGAAGAACUGGAUCUGUGAGAAAGGGCUUUCCUGUUUAUCUUGAGGACAGAGGGGUGUGUAGUGUUGGGAUCAACUUUGUCAAAUUAGACCAACUCACAUUUUACAUUUCUUCAGUUGUUCAUUCUGUGUUGCAUCCUGGAUUACAACCUGGAUUACAUAGAUAUUGUUCCUCUGCCCUACACAGUGAACAGUCUGGUUGGAAGUCAUCCACACAACUACAUGUGCACUUACCCUCUCUGCAGAGAGGGAUAUUACAACAGCCUGUUUUCAAAAAGCCUAAGAUGUCACAUACAUGACAACAAGGGGAAAGACGGCUCCUUUCUGUUUCAGUGUUAUUUAAGCCAUUAUCAUAAAGGACAAACCUCAUAGGCUUCUUCCACAGACCACUUACUGAUGUAGUUACACUUGGGAGGAGGAAAGAUUAUGAAUGUGUUUUGGAGAGAAGAAUACACCUGAUUUUGAAUAAGAUUUCAAUUCAUCUUUCAUGCUUAGUUGCAUUUACACUUGGGCUGUUUUGCUAAUCAAAAGAUAUCAAAUCCACACGAUGCAUGAACUGAUAAUAAGUCACCUCCCCUGUAUGUGUGUCAGUAAGGAUGAUAUUCAAUCAUCUCUUUUGUUUUCUUCAUAAACUUACAACAGAACAGUUAUGUGUUUAACAUCUUAGGUUUAUUAUCAUCAUUGAACCAUUAAUACUUGUCACGUCAUUUCAUCUACUAGACAGAACAAAUAUAACUGGUCAACACAUCACAUUUCCUGUGUCAGAGAUGCAUGUGUGAAUAAACUAUAUGGAGAACAUGAA
Micropterus salmoides (largemouth bass) is the source of this 2059-nucleotide messenger RNA. Its product is annotated as CD209 antigen-like protein E. The coding region runs from base 521 to 1303 and encodes 260 amino acids. The transcript has 7 exons. Lineage: Eukaryota; Metazoa; Chordata; Actinopteri; Centrarchiformes; Centrarchidae. The record is from RefSeq and is a predicted model, not a curated record.